AUGGAAUUAUCGCGACUUCUAGUAUUAUCCCUAGGCGGCUGCAAAAGUUCUUGUUGUGGGGACACAUCCUGGUAUCGGAGCUACACGAGAUCAAAGGUUACCGAUCGGCUGUGGAAUCUUUUGAAAGAAGUACUAGUGAGAGAACUCACGGCAUUGGAGGCCAAGAUGGAUCUGCUACUGAACGCUGACGCAAAGCGUACCGAUGGAAGUGGUGUGGAUCCGACCACCAAAGAAAGACUUGUCCACCCCCGUUGGACAAACACUAUACCAACGGAGGGUGGACCAUCUCAGUCAGAUGCUGUGAUCUCUAGAAAACAGCAGCUGGAAUACGAAGGCAGCGUGGGGCACGGGGAGGUGAAAAUCAACCAAGGAAACACAAGUAAAUACUGUCUUUGUAUGGAUACUGCUGAACGAGACUUUAUAGUACUUGAUGAUUAAAAAAAAAAAAAACUGUCAUAUUAGUCUAUUAAAUAUCUGAAUUUGAAUAAAAUAAAAAAAUCACUUUUCUUUCACUUAAAAUUCUCACUAUAUUAAUAAAAC
Messenger RNA from Halteromyces radiatus, 540 nucleotides. RefSeq lists its product as uncharacterized. The record is from RefSeq and is a predicted model, not a curated record. The transcript has 3 exons. NCBI's taxonomy places the organism in Eukaryota, Fungi, Mucoromycota, Mucoromycetes, Mucorales, Cunninghamellaceae. The coding region runs from base 1 to 438 and encodes 145 amino acids.